Messenger RNA from Mycena indigotica, 547 nucleotides. RefSeq lists its product as uncharacterized. The record is from RefSeq and is a predicted model, not a curated record. The transcript is spliced from 6 exons. The coding region runs from base 1 to 315 and encodes 104 amino acids. Lineage: Eukaryota; Fungi; Basidiomycota; Agaricomycetes; Agaricales; Mycenaceae.
AUGUGUUCAAACAUCCCGCGCUCUGCCACUUGGGUCACACCUUGCUGUUUCUUUCCCUUUGACCACCAUCUUGUCACUAGCACUUGCUUGAAUCCAGUCGUUCAUCGUUGCGCAACCUGCGUUUAUGAGAACGGAGAGCAUUGUUCUCAUGCUCCCUCAAACUGGCUGCUCUGCGUUGAAGCUUGCCAAGUUUCCAAAAUCUCAUCUCAGCCCGUCGCAACCCCAGCCCCAUCGACCUUUUCAUUCUCGGUAUAUGCUCUCUGGCUUGAUCGUCCGAUGCGCCUACACGUGUUCUUCCAUUGUGCUCGACGCUGAGGCCGAGCCCAUGACGCGGAUGGACGAAGGCCAGUUCUUCGUUCGUUGUUUGGCUUCCCGCAAUGCAAGUUUAAUCCUUGGCAACGGUGUGGGUUGUGGCAAUGGCUCUUACGAAUCCAACACCGGUGGCGGUAAUCUGGCGUGGUUUUACUGUACUUCACACAAUGUAAAGUCACCUUCAAUUGCAAUUGGAGGGUUGUUUGUUAUUUGUGGUCGUGUUGUGCAAUGGCAG